AUAUUGUUAUAACAAUAAAUCUGUUAAUCUAACAAGUUUUCGCAAAAUUAACUUAUAAUAAUUAAACAUUUCGAUUCUCUGAAGAGCCCAAUCAAAAUCACAACGGGCUCAAAGGCCCAAAGAUCUCUUUAUUUUGACAUUUGUUUCAACAGUCAUCGGAGAGUCCGAGAUUGUCCCUCCAACGGCUAUUUUUUGUCAUCUUCCUCGUACCGGCUACUUUUAUCCUUCGUUUUCCUUCACCAAUUGAUCUGCGAACAGCCAACAGAGUCCAACAAUCAACCAUGGAUUUCAACGGAAGUGAGUCAAUUGGCCGUGAAGAAGAGAGAGAAAGCCUCAUGAUGAACACCUAUGGCGGCGGAAUAUCGGCGGUGAAGAUAGUGGAAUACAUGAUCUCCUCAAUGUCGAUCGAGCUUCUCUGCAAGUUUCCCGACAACUCCGCUUUCGAUUUCGACUAUACCCAGAGCUCAAUUUGGUCUCCGUUAGUCCCUCAUCCUUCAAAUCCAUCGUCCCCAGCACCGGAGUUACAGAGGAAGCUUUCCUAUGAAGAUGACAACCACGGCGGCGAUGAUAUGGUUUGUCACGGUAGCAGCGGCGGAGAAACCGUGAGGAAAUUGAAGGAAAAUGUAAAGAACAAGAUUGCAGAUUCGUGUGUGUUUAGUUGCUUCAAAAUCCAGCACAAUUUCAGCAAUAAGAAGACGCCGAUGAAGAGAAGGAGUGGUACUUUCAGAGGGUAUAAUCAAUUGGGAUCGAUUUGUUCGAAUUCAUCCGGUGUGGUUGCAGAUUCUUCAAGUUCUUCCCCAAUUCAAAGCAAGGGGUGGAAGAAGGUGUUGAAAGCGGCAUCAAAGCAAUUCAAGAAGACAAUGAAGAAGAAAGAGUCCGUUGCUCAUCUCAAGCUAUCACAUUAUGAUUAUUAUUAUUGAUUAUUUCUAACUUAUUAAUUUUUUUUUAUUGGAAGAAAUUAGAUUUAUUUAUGGUAAAACUCUUUUUCACAAGAACAACUUGUAUUUCAUGCAGAAAGUUGUGUAAUAAUGCUAUGAGUUUAACGGGUAUAUUGGAAUAAAAAUAUGAGUAAAUUACAUGAA
Lactuca sativa (garden lettuce) is the source of this 1082-nucleotide messenger RNA. RefSeq lists its product as uncharacterized. The record is from RefSeq and is a predicted model, not a curated record. Lineage: Eukaryota; Viridiplantae; Streptophyta; Magnoliopsida; Asterales; Asteraceae.